This is a messenger RNA of Scedosporium apiospermum, 1473 nucleotides long. Its product is annotated as MFS general substrate transporter. Gene Ontology annotation, cellular component: membrane. NCBI's taxonomy places the organism in Eukaryota, Fungi, Ascomycota, Sordariomycetes, Microascales, Microascaceae. The record is from RefSeq and is a predicted model, not a curated record. Gene Ontology annotation, biological process: transmembrane transport. The transcript is spliced from 7 exons. Gene Ontology annotation, molecular function: transmembrane transporter activity. Bases 1 to 1473 code for a protein of 490 amino acids.
AUGGCGGCCAUCGAACCCAGGGACAGCAAGGCGGCUCUACCAGGGCCGGAAGACGUUCAGUAUGAUGAGAAGCCUUUCAACGUGCCCCAGGAUGUUGACGACGAUGAGGAGUACACGGUGGCCGAGCAGCGAAAGAUCAUUCACAAGGUCGACCGCCGCUUGUUGAUCAUUCUGGGAGCCAUGCAGGCCGUGUCGUUCUUGGAUCGCGCGAACAUGUCGAACGCUGCGAUUGCGGGAAUGACCAAAGACCUGGCUCUCGGGGUUUCAAACCGUUACUCUAUCACUCUUCUCGUCUUUUUCGGUCCUUACGUAGCCUUGCAAUUCCCUGCCGGUGCCUUCGUCCGAAAACUCGGCCCUCGCAUGUUCCUGUCCUCCAUUGUUACAGCUUGGGGUAUCAUUAUGAUGUGUUUUGGGUUCGUCCAGCACUGGCAUUCUCUGAUUGCUCUUCGAAUGCUUCUUGGCGCUCUCGAGGCUGGUUGCUUCGCCGGCCAGUACUAUCUCAUCUCCUCCUGGUACUCACGAUAUCACUUGCACAAGAGGGUUUCAGUCUUCUACUUGCUUGGUGUCGCCGGCUCUGCCCUUGGAGGACUUCUCGCCCUGUUAUUCUCCCAGAUGAAGGGUAUAGCCAACUACAAUGGUUGGAGGUGGAUCUUCAUCAUGGAAGGUUUGAUUACGAUUAUUGUCGGUAUACUAGGCUUCAUCUUCAUGGUCGACUUCCCCGAAAAUGCGCAUAAGGCCUGGGGUUUCCUUACCGAGAAGGAAACUGCCUUCAUCGUUCGUCGAAUCAACCGUGAUCGAGACGACGGCGAGCCUGAAAAGUUUGCCUGGAGGAAGUACCUAAAGCCCGCGAAAGACCUCAAGGUCUGGGCUUUCGCCAUGCUUUUCUUCUGCUCCACUCUUCAGGCCUACUCCGUCGGCUUCUACUUGCCCAUCAUUAUCCAGGGAAACAUGGGCUUCUCCGUUACUAUCUCUCAGGUUCUGAGCACGCCUCCGUAUGUCCUCGCCAUGAUCUUGAUGUACAUCCAAGGUUGGCUUUCCGAUAAGCACCGCGUUCGCGCGCCUGUCCUCAUCAUGAACGCUAUCCUUAGCAUCACGGGAUUGGUUCUCAUGAAGUGGGCGCCGGUGGCUGGGGCUCAGUACCUUGGUUCGCUUCUCGUCACGGCCGGAGCCAGUGCCAACAUCGCAUCCGUCAUGGUGUACCAGGCAAACAACAUCCGAGGUCCCUGGAAGAGAGCUUUCUGCAGUGGUAGCAUGAUCAGUUUCGGUGGCACUGGUGGCAUUGCCGGUUCGCUCAUUUUCCGAGCCCAGGACAAGCCCUCGUACUUGCCUGGAAUGGUUGGGUGCAUCACGGCCAAUGGUAUCAUCUUGGUCAUUGUCGCUGCGCUCAGCAUUCAUUUCUAUGUGAGCAAUCGCAAGGCGGAUAAGGGUGAGAAGGUUAUUGAGGAUCUUCCUAGCUUCCGGUAUACCAUUUAA